GAUGACUUCAAGGAGAUGGAGCGGAAAGUGGAUGUCACCAGCAGGGCUGUGAUGGAAAUAAUGACUAAAACAAUUGAAUACCUUCAGCCCAAUCCGGCCUCCAGAGCGAAGCUCAGCAUGAUCAACACCAUGUCAAAAAUCCGCGGCCAGGAGAAGGGGCCAGGCUAUCCUCAGGCGGAAGCACUGUUGGCAGAGGCCAUGCUCAAGUUCGGCAGGGAGCUGGGCGAUGAUUGCAACUUUGGUCCAGCUCUUGGUGAGGUAGGAGAAGCUAUGAGGGAGCUCUCGGAGGUGAAGGACUCUUUGGACAUGGAGGUGAAGCAGAACUUCAUCGACCCCCUUCAGAACCUCCACGACAAAGAUCUGAGGGAGAUUCAGCAUCACCUGAAAAAGCUGGAAGGCCGGCGCUUGGACUUUGAUUACAAGAAGAAGCGACAAGGCAAGAUCCCAGAUGAAGAACUUCGCCAGGCGCUGGAGAAAUUCGAUGAAUCUAAAGAAAUCGCCGAGUCAAGCAUGUUUAAUCUCUUGGAGAUGGAUAUUGAACAGGUGAGCCAGCUCUCUGCCCUUGUGCAAGCCCAGCUGGAAUACCACAAACAAGCAGUACAGAUCCUGCAACAAGUCACUGUCAGACUGGAGGAAAGAAUAAGACAAGCUUCGUCUCAGCCCAGAAGGGAAUAUCAGCCGAAACCUCGAAUGAGCCUAGAGUUUGCCACUGGAGACAGUACUCAGCCCAACGGUGGUCUCUCCCACACAGGCACACCCAAACCUGGAGGUGUCCAGAUGGAUCAGCCCUGCUGCCGAGCCCUGUAUGACUUUGAACCUGAAAACGAAGGGGAACUGGGCUUUAAAGAGGGUGACAUCAUCACGCUCACUAAUCAGAUCGAUGAGAACUGGUACGAGGGGAUGCUUCAUGGCCAGUCUGGCUUUUUCCCCAUCAACUAUGUAGAAAUUCUGGUCGCUCUGCCCCAUUAG
Arvicola amphibius (Eurasian water vole) is the source of this 969-nucleotide messenger RNA. RefSeq names its product SH3 domain containing GRB2 like 2, endophilin A1 (gene Sh3gl2). The coding region runs from base 16 to 969 and encodes 317 amino acids. NCBI's taxonomy places the organism in Eukaryota, Metazoa, Chordata, Mammalia, Rodentia, Cricetidae. Gene Ontology annotation, molecular function: protein binding. The transcript has 8 exons. The record is from RefSeq and is a predicted model, not a curated record. Gene Ontology annotation, biological process: synaptic vesicle uncoating. Gene Ontology annotation, cellular component: cytoplasm; glutamatergic synapse; presynapse.